CAACAACAACACUAUUUAUAUAUGUAUUCACUUAGACGUAUAGUAGCAAUUGUUAAUUGCUCGGGUGAUAAAACUUUGGUAAGUUAUCUUGAAGAGUACGAACGCGGUCGAAACUAAACGAUGUUAAGUCAAAGUACAGUUGUAAGAACCUCAACAUCUUUCGUAAAAGAGCGCUUAGCAUCAAGUUCAAUAAAUACGGUGCGCUAAUCAAUUUAUAAAUAUUUGUUUUCCCUUAAAAGUGAUUUGUUUCUAUUGUUUUACAAUUAAUUACAUUCCAAAAUGUAUAAAUGGUUUUUCGCCGGUGCUGCAGCGGUUAUUAUACCGUUAUUAUUAGUUUAUCUCAUAAAAAAUAAAAGAUAUAAAUUCUUUUAUUUUGCAUAUAAGACAUUCAACAGAGAUAUCCGAGCUGCUAAAUACUUUUUGCAAAUGAACGUACAACUUGGAAAAUGGAAUAGGAAGAAGAAAACACUGCCAAAACUUUUUGAAGAAAUUGUGAAAGAAUACCCAAACAAAAUAGCGUUCUAUUUUGAGGACGAACAAUGGACUUUUACACAGCUCGACCAAUUCAGCAAUCAAAUAGCAAAUCAUUUUAAGGAGAAGGGUUACAAAAAAGGAGAUAUUGUCGCCUUAAUGCUGGAAAAUCGUCCUGAAUACGUGGGUAUAUGGCUGGGUUUGUCAAAAUUGGGAAUACUUACAGCUUUAAUAAAUACAAACCUCACUGAAGAUUCUUUAACACAUUGUGUAAACAUAUCUGAAGCCAAAGUACUUAUACAUGGAGGAUUAUAUGAAACUGUUAUUAACAAUAUUAAAGAAAAACUUAAAGUUCAACAUAUAUACCAAUUUAAUGAAGAAAUAUCCAAAACAUCAAUCCUAAAUGGUUCCUUAAACUUGAUGCAAGAAAUACAAUCUGCUUCAAAAACCGAACUUCCAGAAACACUGCUUGGCGAACCCCAAGACAAACUUUUCUACAUUUAUACAUCUGGCACCACUGGACUUCCUAAGGCUGCUGUUUUAACAAAUCUCAGGUUUAUGUACAUCACGUGUGGUAUGCACAUUUUUGGCUGCUUUGAUGUAUAUGAUAUUAUUUAUACUCCUUUACCACUGUACCACACCGCUGGAGGUAUUAUGGGUAUUGGGCAAACUUUGAUAUAUGGAAAUUCAAUGGCUUUAAGAAAGAAAUUCUCCGCCAGCAAUUAUUGGGCUGAUUGUAAGAAAUACAACUGCACUAUUGCUCAGUAUAUUGGAGAAAUGUGUCGUUAUAUUUUAAUUGCCUAUAAAGAAGAAACACCAAUUGAUCACCCAGUUAAAAUAAUGUUUGGAAAUGGUCUAAGACCACAAAUAUGGAAGAAGUUUGUGGAAACUUUUAAAAUUGAAAAAGUAUUUGAAUUCUAUGGUGCAACAGAAGGAAACUCUAAUUUAAUGAAUAUAGACAACAAAGAAGGCGCAGUUGGUUUUGUUCCCAGACUUUCUAUGGGACUGUACCCAGUAUCCUUGAUAAAAAGCGACGAAGCCACUGGAGAACCAUUGAGAAACACAAAAGAACUUUGCAUAGAAUGCAAAAUAGGUGAACCUGGAUUAUUUAUAGGACGAAUUGAUGUAAAUAGAACAAUUCGAAACUUUACUGGAUACGCUGAUAAAAACGCAACCCAGAAAAAAAUAAUUACCGAUGUUUUUAAAAAAGGGGACGCGUAUUUUAAUACUGGCGAUUUGUUGGUACAAGAUGAGAUGGGGUAUUUUUAUUUUAAGGAUAGAACUGGCGAUACCUUUAGGUGGAAAGGUGAAAAUGUUGCUACGACUGAAAUUGAAGCUGUUAUUACAAAUUAUAUUCAACUAAAGGAUUCUAUUGUUUAUGGAGUAGUGGUACCUGGAACAGAAGGCAGAGCAGGUAUGGUUACAAUAGUAGACCCUGAUGGAACCCUUAGUCGAGAAAAUCUAUAUGCUAGUCUAAAAAAAAACUUGCCAUUAUACGCUAUUCCGGUAUUCUUAAGAAUCGCCAAAUCAAUGGACCUAACUGGCACUUUUAAAAUUAAGAAAAAGGAUUUGCAGGAUGAAGGAUUCGACGUUAAUAGAAUUCACGACAAAUUGUAUAUUAUAGAUGCUAAGAACUCAACCUACAGCCCUUUGACGAACGAAAUUUAUGAAAAUAUAAUUAAUGGAAAGUUAAGGUUAUAAUAUAUUUAAUGAGACUGACGAAAAGCUAUUAUUUAAGUGGUUUGGUUCAGUUAUUUUUUGUUUAAUUGUGCUCUUAAUAUAUAUUUUAGUUACCUAAUUUGUUUUUAUUUAAAAAUAAUCGAUAUUCC
Molecule: messenger RNA, 2300 nt
Organism: Brassicogethes aeneus
Lineage: Eukaryota; Metazoa; Arthropoda; Insecta; Coleoptera; Nitidulidae
Source: the annotation of a GenBank genome assembly